Molecule: messenger RNA, 2189 nt
Organism: Ceratosolen solmsi marchali
Lineage: Eukaryota; Metazoa; Arthropoda; Insecta; Hymenoptera; Agaonidae
Gene: Noc2
Product: Nucleolar complex protein 2
Exons: 11
Coding region: 7-2136 (709 amino acids)
Biological process (GO): negative regulation of transcription by RNA polymerase II; ribosomal large subunit biogenesis
Cellular component (GO): Noc2p-Noc3p complex; nucleoplasm; Noc1p-Noc2p complex
Molecular function (GO): transcription corepressor activity; histone binding
Source: RefSeq, a predicted model, not a curated record
AUUGAAAUGAAACUUAAAAAGGGUAAAGCAGUUGAAAAAAUGGCAAAGAAACAUGUGGCAAGGAAGAAGAAAAAAAAUGCAGCCAAUGUAAAUGUAGAUGAGUUUCUUAAUUUGGAUUUUGGAAACCUGGGACUUGCUGAUGGUCAAAACGGAAAUUCAAUACAUAACAAAUCAUCGAAAAACCAUAUGGAUGAUAGCGAAGACAGUGAUUUGGAUGAAUUUCAACACAAAAAAUCUUUAUGGAAUUUGAAAGAUACGGAUCCAGAAUUUUUUAAUUAUUUAAAAAAGAACGAUGCACAGCUUUUGGAUUUUAAUGUUGAUGAUGAGAUUGAUGAGAAUGAGAAUAAAGAUGAUUCAAAACAUGUUCCAGACUAUGAAUUACAAGUUCCAAGUGAUGAAUCUGAUUAUGAGACAAAUAAGGAUAGACCAGAGUUUUCAGGUGAUAAAACAAAAGUAACUUUAAAAUUACUUAAAAUUUGGGAAAACGAAAUUCAGAAUGACAAGUCUGCGGCAAGUAUUAAACGUCUCGUAGACGCAUUUCACGGAGCAUUAGAAACUGUAAGCGAUUCAGACAAAAGAACUACACAAUAUAAAGUCGAAGGUGGAGCAAUUUUUAAUGGUAUUAUGCAGUUAUGCAUUUUAUAUUUGCCAGAGGCAUUUGGUAAAUUUUUGAAGAUACAAAGUGAAACACCAAUCGAAGCGCACAAGUCUAAAAGAUUUCCAAAAAUUAAAGGACUUAUCAAAGCUUACUUACAUGAUCUUGUUAAGGUUUUGGAAAGUGUAUCGUCGGGUGAUAUCAUUGUGCUGUUGUUGAAACAUUUGCAUCAAAUGUUACCAUAUUCGCAAUCUUUUUCUUCGUUACGUAAACCACUUUUACGUUUACUUAUAAAGUAUUGGUCAACUGCGGAUGAAGAAACAGUAAGGGUUGUAGCUUUCUUGUGUAUUAUAAAAAUUGCUACCAGUCAACCAUUCCUUAUUGGUAAUUUACAGAAGACUAUGUAUAUUAAAUAUGUAGAAAAUGCAAAAUUUGUUUCACCUUCCACUCUACCAGGAAUAAAUUUUAUGCGACAAUCCCUUGUCGAAUUGUACCUGAUCGACUGUAAUUUUUCUUAUUAUAAUGCAUUCUUGUAUGUUAGACAACUGGCAAUUCAUUUACGAAAAGCAUUGACAUUAAAGAAAAAAGAGAAUUUUCAGGCAGUUUAUAAUUGGCAAUUUAUCAAUUCUUUACGAUUUUGGUCCGAACUUAUUGCUUUGGCAGACAAAAAAACAUUAUUGCACAAUUUGGAGUACCCUCUUAUUCAAAUAACCAUUGGAGUUAUAAAGUUGAUUCCAAUUUCACGAUAUUUUCCAUUACGUUUCCAUUGUGUCAAAAUGUUGAUCAAAAUAUCUAAAGAGGCAGGAACAUUUAUUCCAUCCUUACCAUUUAUUACCGAGGUACUAGAAAUAUAUGAUUUCAACAGAAAACAUAAAGUAGUUUCCAUGAAACCAAUGUCAUUAAUGUGUAUGUUAAAAGUGUCAAAGAGUCAAGCGCAGGAAAAUGGCUAUAAAGAUGCCAUUAUAGAAAAUGUUUACGAAUUACUUUUAGAAAGUGCUGCUAAGGAUAGUACUGAAAUUUAUUUCCCAGACAUGUAUAUCUUUUGUGUAAUUCAGAUUAAGGAAUUUUUGAAAAAGUGCCAGGUAGGCAAAUAUUGUCGAAAAAUUAAGCAGCUACUGGAUAAAAUCGAAGAAGGUAGGAAAUUUAUUGAGACUGAGCGAGCAAAGCGUGUGUUCGAUCUGUCCAAUAUGAAGGAAAUUGAAAUUUGGGAGAGAAGCAUAAAAGAUGCUGGUACUCCGGUUACUAAAUUUUAUGAUACAUGGCUGAAGUUCCACGAAUCACAGCAAAUAAAACUUCUAACGCAGCAUGAAGAAGUGGCCGAUUUUAAAGUACCAACUAUUAAGAAAACCAAGAGGUCAAAUAAGCAAAAAAACAGUGAAGAGGAUAGCGAUCUAGAGGUACCUGUGGAACAAAUGAAUAAAAGAUUAAAGAAGUCGGCAAAAUCAAGAAAAAAAUUAAAGACCAAAAAUGACGAGAAUAUGAAAAUUUCGACAAAUGAUGCUGAUAUAGUGGAAGAUAUUAAAGAUUCUGAUUGGGAAUGAAUUUUCGUGUGAAAAAUGUUUUAUUUUGAAUAACAUUUUCCUUAAAUAUACAU